GAUAGAAUUAUUAUGGAUCAAUAUGUAACAAAUAGUUGGAACCAGGAAGGAACAGACUAUGUUAGAGUCGAGGUGGUUGUUACUAAUGUUGGAUCUGCUCUUUUGAAUGAUAUUAUGGUCGAUGAUUCUCAACUUAAGCCAUAUCAAACUCAAUUGUGGGGAGCCAAGCAAGGUGAGAAGGGUAUCUCAUUCCCAUCAUAUCAAAGCUCUCUAUUAUCUGGUCAGAAUUGUACUUUUGGUUACAUUGCCAAGUUGAGUGAGCCUGCUCAGAUCUGGAUCAGGAACAUUGAGAUCAUAUAA
Messenger RNA from Acytostelium subglobosum LB1, 300 nucleotides. RefSeq lists its product as hypothetical. The transcript has a single exon. NCBI's taxonomy places the organism in Eukaryota, Evosea, Eumycetozoa, Acytosteliales, Acytosteliaceae. Gene Ontology annotation, cellular component: extracellular matrix. Gene Ontology annotation, biological process: extracellular matrix organization. Gene Ontology annotation, molecular function: carbohydrate binding; extracellular matrix structural constituent. The annotation marks the transcript as partial. The record is from RefSeq and is a predicted model, not a curated record.